UUUUCGUAACGCGUUUGAAAGUUGAAUUUGAUUUGAGUGCGUUUUGUAUUGCUACUUGAUUUUUUAAAUAGAAAAAUGUUUGAUAAAGUUUUCCGACGUGCUCUAAAGUUUCGAAUAAGGAAGAGUUAUCCUACAAAUAUAUACGACUUGUCUAGAGGUGCAGCUAUAGCCGUAAGAAGGCCGUAUAGUGAUGAAGUGAAACGCGCGCAAUCGGCCGAUUCUUCUACUGGUACUAUAUUUGACAAAAUAAUAUCCAAAGAGCUCAAAGCAGACAUAAUAUACGAGGAUGACCUUUGCCUGGCGUUCAACGAUAUAGCCCCGCAGGCUCCGGUACAUUUUCUCGUCAUACCGAAGAGAAAAAUCACGACUUUGCAAGACAGCGAAACCAAUGAUAAGGAGCUUCUGGGUCACCUGAUGCUGGUUGCACGUUCUCUUGGGGCAGCACGCGCUCCGCAGGGUUGGCGCUUGGUGGUGAAUAAUGGUGUACACGGCGCUCAGAGUGUAUAUCAUCUGCACCUGCAUGUUUUGGGAGGAAGACAAUUGAAAUGGCCACCAGGCUAGGGACACUAAGGUUAUUUGGGGAAGCUGGAGAACAAGGUUCUAUUAAUUAAUAUCAGGGUUAGAGUUUUAGAAUUAAAUUCAAGUUCAGAGCAUAAAAAGCGUUUGUCUCAACAGAGGUAUUUUAUGCGUUCCCUAUUUUUAUAUCCUGCAGUCUGUUGUAAAAACUUGUGUGUCAAAAAAAUUAAUUGCGUUGGCAAAGCAUGGCAAAUAUAUAAAAAUCGCUCAGAAUCCCUUUGAUAUACAAACAGUUAAAUACUAAAUCCCUCAAUUUACCAUCCGUAUGAAUAAACGGAAACUCGAAAGUUAUUUAUGUUUUUGGGCUAUGACUGAACCACUUGGGUUUAGCUCGUCACUAAUAAAUAAACGAAGGCGUGGCAACUAUUUCUUCAGAUUUUGAGGGGGCUCUGAUGUUAUAUAUAUAUAUAUAUAACCCUGAUAUAUAUCUAUGUUAUAUAUAUUUGACUAUUUGAGACAUAUUGAAUGCUUUAGAAAUAUAGUAAUGGAAUA
Molecule: messenger RNA, 1068 nt
Organism: Pararge aegeria (speckled wood butterfly)
Lineage: Eukaryota; Metazoa; Arthropoda; Insecta; Lepidoptera; Nymphalidae
Exons: 2
Coding region: 76-561 (161 amino acids)
Biological process (GO): purine ribonucleotide catabolic process
Cellular component (GO): cytoplasm; nucleus
Molecular function (GO): hydrolase activity
Source: RefSeq, a predicted model, not a curated record